This is a messenger RNA of Sarcophilus harrisii (Tasmanian devil), 2196 nucleotides long. RefSeq names its product phospholipid transfer protein (gene PLTP). Bases 322 to 1809 code for a protein of 495 amino acids. The record is from RefSeq and is a predicted model, not a curated record. The transcript is spliced from 17 exons. Gene Ontology annotation, molecular function: phosphatidylcholine intramembrane carrier activity; phosphatidylethanolamine binding; diacylglycerol binding. Gene Ontology annotation, biological process: ceramide transport; high-density lipoprotein particle remodeling; phospholipid transport. Lineage: Eukaryota; Metazoa; Chordata; Mammalia; Dasyuromorphia; Dasyuridae.
GCAGCAGUAUCCGAAGUGGCCCUCACAGACCCUGGCCCCGCUUCUCUCCUCAGAUCAAGGCACUGCAGGCAAGACGUGACUGCAGCUGACCCCCGGCCUCCUUGGCCCAGCCUCACAGACUGACAUCCCCAAGAAAGGCCUGGCUGUCAAGGAUGGGAAGGAAGUUGGAGGUCCCUUCCUCUUGUUCUCCUGUCCAACAGUACUAGUUGGAUUCUCACAGGGACCUGGCUACCCCGGGAGCUGCACCUGAAUCCUGAGGCUUGAGUUGCCUUCUCUACCAGAGCCAGAUCCGACCCCCACUCCAAACAGGUCGGCCCAGCCAUGACUCUCCCCUGGGGCCUCUUCCUAGCACUUUUAGCAGUCACUUCUGCUGAGACUCCAGGGUGCAAGAUCCGGGUCACUUCCAAAGCCCUGGAUCUGGUAAAGCAAGAAGGACUGAAGUUCUUGGAGCAGGAGCUAGAAACCAUUACCAUCCCAGACCUUCGGGGCAGUGAGGGCCCAUUCUCUUACAACAUCUCUGAGGUGAAGGUGAACAAACUGCAGCUGGUCCAGUCAGAACUGUACUUCAAGCCAAACCACGACCUGAUCCUAUACAUCAGCAAUGCCUCCAUCAGCCUCCACUUCCGCAGAGAGCUGCUCUACUGGUUCCUUUAUGACGGGGGCUAUGUGGAUGCUUCAGCCGAAGGCGUGUCCAUCCAUACAGCCCUGCAGUUGGCCAGAGACUCUGGCGGUCGAAUGAAAGUUUCCAACGUCUCCUGUGGAGCCUCUGUCUCGAAGAUGCACGCUGCCUUUGGGGGGACCUUCAAGAAGAUCUAUGAGUUCCUCUCCACUUUCAUCAUCUCAGGCAUGGGCUUCCUUCUCGACCAACAGAUCUGUCCCGUGCUAUACCAUGCGGGGCUGGUCCUGCUCAAUUCCCUUCUGGACACAGUCCCAGUGCGCAGUGCAGUGGACCAGCACGUUGGUAUUGACUAUUCCCUCCUGAAUGAUCCAGUGACCUCAGCCAGCAACCUUGACAUGGAUUUCCGGGGAGCCUUCUUCCCUCUCUCAGAGGCCAACAUCAGCCUCCCUAACCAGGCUGUGGAGCCUCAGCUUCAGGAAAACGAAAGAAUGGUCUACGUGGCCUUUUCUGAGUUCUUCUUUGACUCCGCCAUGGAUAGUUAUUUUCGGGCUGGAGUGCUUCGGCUGGAGCUCGUUGGGGACAAGGUGCCCAAAGACCUGGACAUGGUACUGAGGGCCACUUUCUUCGGAAGCAUCAUCUUGUUGAGCCCAGCAGUGAUCGACGCGCCUCUGAAGCUGGAGCUGCAGGUCCUGGCCCCCCCGCGAUGCACCAUCAAGCCUUCGGGCACCACCAUCUCCGUCACCGCCGGCCUCGUCAUUGCCCUGGCGCCCCCCGACUUGCCCCAAGUGCAACUCUCCAGCAUGACCAUGGAUGCCCGUCUCAGUGCAAAAAUGGCUCUUCGGGGGAAGGUACUUCAGGCGCAGAUGGAUUUACGCAGGUUUCGCAUCUAUUCAAACCAGUCUGCCUUAGAGUCCUUGGCACUGAUUCCCCUGCAGGCCCCACUGAAGACACUGCUCCAGAUCGCAGUCAUGCCGCUGCUCAAUGAGCGAACCAAGCGUGGAGUGCAGAUACCGCUCCCUGAGGGAAUCGACUUUGUCAAAGAGGUGGUGACCAACCAGGCAGGAUUUCUGACCAUUGGGGCCGAUCUCCACUUUAGCAAAGGGCUUCGCGAAGUGAUUGAAAAGAACCGGCCAACUGGUGACCAUGGGCCCACUUCCUCUCCACCUCAAUCUGUUGCCCCUACCUCCUGAACAGGUUUCCAGAAGGUGUCAGUCAUUUAUUCAAGCAAGUCCACUCUUUCAUUCAUGGAAGUUCAACCUCCCCUUUUUCUCUCUCAAAAUGUACUGGAAUCAAUCCCUGCUCUUUCAAUAAAGCCCUCCCCACCCCCUUUUCCCAGUCAGGACUCAAGAGACAGAAGCUGGGCUAUGGACUUUUAUUCCCACAAUCACAGUCAAGCCCUGCCCUUCUCUCCCCUCUCCCUCCCGCCCCCAACUUCAGUUCCCAUAUAGUGACAUGUGCAUAGUCCUGAGUUGCGUUGGGUAGGGAACAGUGCAUGGUGAGUGGUGACAUUCAGGGGGCACCCUAGUACCCCAUACCCCAGAAAGGUCUACCCUAAAAAAUAAACCAGUAUCAACUCA